AUAGCAUUCAAAGCAAAAUUAGUGGGACAAACAAAAGUUAAAAUUCAUUGAAAACGUAUGUGUUCUAGGAAUGUGCUUUCAAUGUUACGAAUGUAAUUCCAACAGUGACAAGUAUUGUGAGAAUAGACCAAGGCAUAUCGUUCGAUGCUCGUACUCAACAGUUGGAUGUGUUAAGCUCAGUUAUCAGGCGCUCGCAUAUAAAUUCGUCAAAUUGACAGGCGGUGAGAUUGGUGUAUCAGAGUGGAAUGGAAGUGAUAGUAAUUGGAAAGCCGUUCCCUAUGUCAAACGAGUUGUAAGGAGACGUUGUGGAAAUAACUAUGCUCGAUAUAAGGCGGCAACAGGAUGCAGCCCAUUUCCUCUUAUAUCAAAAAAUGGCGCUAAUGAUACAAUUUGCUACUGCAGAUCUGAACUGUGCAACGGAGUCUUAAGGCUUGAAAUCGUCAAUUUUCCUUGUUAUAUUAUGCUGAUUCUCAUACUUUUAUGCGUAUCCUAAACAUAAUAACAUCUUGUCAGAACACUUGUCUGUUCGUCUUUAUUCAAAGUGUGUGUCAGAUUUGUGAGUAACAAAAUUACGGAAUUGAGUGUCAUGGAAAAAAAUACGUAUCGUAGAAAUUAAAUACUAUAGGUUUACGACUUUAAAGGUUUUAUCAUCACCUAUAAGCCAAGUAAUUGCAACGUGAUAAUCUGUUUGGCAAAUAUAUAAUUUAUUCCUGUUUAAUAUU
Messenger RNA from Diprion similis, 722 nucleotides. RefSeq lists its product as uncharacterized. NCBI's taxonomy places the organism in Eukaryota, Metazoa, Arthropoda, Insecta, Hymenoptera, Diprionidae. Bases 71 to 493 code for a protein of 140 amino acids. The record is from RefSeq and is a predicted model, not a curated record. The transcript has 2 exons.